Physcomitrium patens is the source of this 1862-nucleotide messenger RNA. RefSeq lists its product as uncharacterized. The record is from RefSeq and is a predicted model, not a curated record. NCBI's taxonomy places the organism in Eukaryota, Viridiplantae, Streptophyta, Bryopsida, Funariales, Funariaceae.
GUUGAUGCUGCUCGUCGUCACCUGGGCAUCUCCGCUCCCUCCCUCUGGCUUUUUCCAUCCCAGAGUCAUCUGGCGUCAGCAUUGCGAAAUCCUCCUCCUCCAUGGAAAUACACCCAGCAGCGGGAAUCUCUGGUCAAAGCCACCACACUUCCGCACACUCCCCCGAAAAAGACAAUAAAUAACUGUUAUGUGGAUGUUUGCAGCUUCUAAAGAAAACAUCCGGUAAGCAAUCCUCACUUCAGGAAGCUCCGGGAGAAGAUUCAAUCAUCUAGGUCCACCUCAGUUGCCACUCGCACGAUUUGUAGCUAGUUUGAGGUAUCGGGAUUGUUGAGUGGAAGAUAACAGGGUGGGAGCUUGAGUUGUAACCCAUUUUGUAGUAUUUAGUUCCAGGAACUGGUGUCCACAUGCGUCCAUAGAGUGUCUCCCGAAGUGUAGAUCUCGCCUUCUCAACGUUUGGGGUGGUUUGAGUUGUAACCCAUUUUGUGGUAUUUAGUUCCAGGAACUGGUGUCCACAUGCGUCCACAGAGUGUCUUCCGAAGUGUAGAUCUCGCCUUCUCAACAUUUGGGGUGAAAGGGUGGUGGCGGAAGAUUGGGGUGCAGUUGCUGCCGGCGACUUCCAAGGGGAUUUUUGCUGCGCGGGGGUUGUGUAAUUUUCAUUGUGAACUUUCUGCAUCUGAAUUGUGCAGUAGUAGAGGAGUGAAGCGUAUUGUGCCAUUGGUGGGAGCAUCGGCGCGGGAGGCUUUCACAUCUUCUUCUAGUCCUCAAUCCUCAGAAAUAAUGACGAUGAGACACAUUCCGGCAAAUAGCUUGUACGUUUCCACUCCCACAUGGUGGUUGGAGAGCCGCUUUCAUUUCAGUUUUGCAGAGUACUAUAAUCCAGCAAACUCAGAGUUCGGAGUCUUGCGAGUUCUGAAUGACGAUCUUGUGAAGCCCAAGGCUGGUUUUGGUACCCAUUCUCAUCGCGACAUGGAAAUCUUUACUUACGUUGUGCAAGGGAACCUAACGCACAAGGACAGUAUUGGAACAUCCGAGACUUUGGGGCGUGGCGCGGUUCAGUACAUGAGCGCAGGAUCAGGAAUUCGGCACUCUGAGAUGAACAGCAGCGAUGAGUUGUUGCGCUUCUUACAAAUCUGGAUCAAGCCCAAUACAAGAGGUCUGAAGCCAAACUACGGUUCACGUAUAUUCAACAAAGAUGAUCGUCACAAUAAGAUCCAGCACGUCCUGACCGAUUUCAACAAGAUUGAGGGGGAGAAGGAUUCGGGGCAGGGUGUCAUCCCCAUCCACCAAGACUGCAACAUGUAUGUCUCCGAAGCUGAUCCAGGUGUUGCACAAGACUUUGUGCUCUCCAAAAACCGACAAGCCUACUUGGUGUGUAUCGAGGGGAAAUUGUCCGUGAGCGACUUGGUGAAUCUGGACACACGUGACGCUGUGGAGAUCCGGGCUAAAACUUCUGAAGACAUGCUGCUACAGCUCAAGGCCGACAAGGACGUCGGUGCACACUUUCUUCUGAUCGAGAUGGCUUUAGGCUGAGAUCUCAAAGCUUUCUAACUUCUGCAUCAAUAGACCGUCACAGAUUUUAGAGACUUCUGGGAAGAUGAUAGAGUGGAACUUAGUAUUGCAACCCUGUCACCAAGUCAGUCCACUUAGUGAUGUGUGAGAGUUAUACAAGACCAAAAUUUGAAGAGUGAUGUCUGCCAAAAAAACAAGCAGUUCUACGUGGAAGUUUUCAGUACCUGAGUAAUAUAUUUAUCUUCUGUAUUAUGAUAUCUUUAAUAUUUAAAUAGCACCACUAUUGAGCUUGUUAUGGCUACAAAAUAACAGUAAGGCCUGGCUCAAAGGUCAAGGCAGAGAUCUGUACACAA